Messenger RNA from Pneumocystis murina B123, 963 nucleotides. RefSeq lists its product as hypothetical. Gene Ontology annotation, molecular function: metallopeptidase activity; protein binding. The record is from RefSeq and is a predicted model, not a curated record. The transcript is spliced from 8 exons. Bases 1 to 963 code for a protein of 320 amino acids. Gene Ontology annotation, cellular component: COP9 signalosome. Lineage: Eukaryota; Fungi; Ascomycota; Pneumocystomycetes; Pneumocystales; Pneumocystaceae.
AUGAAUUCAAAUUUAACUAUAAAUGACUUAAAUCAAGGAGCUUUAGAAAAAAGAAAGCAAUUAAAUACAAUUGUUUCAUUACACCCUUUAGUACUUUUUAUUAUUUCAGAUUAUUAUAUGAGACAUAAAUCUCAAACAAAUAAAUCAUUAUUAAUUCCAAUUGCUGGUGCUCUAUUUGGUAAUGAAGAUAAUAAUAAAAUUAUAAUUGAAAAUGCCAUGGAAAUUAAACUUAUUAAAAAUGCAGAUAUGUUUAAAGUGGAUGAAACAUAUUUUGAGUUACGUUUAGAACAAUUAAAGGCAGUUUUUUCAAAUUAUAGUUUUCUAGGUUGGUUUUUUUUUGGGAGUUUUCCAGGAAAAAUAGAAGUGAAAAUACACGAACAGUUGCUAAAAUAUAAUCAAAAUGCUCUUCUUUUACUUGUGGAUAUUAUUUUACUAACAUCUUCAAAAAUAAAUGCAAAAUUGCCAAUUAAAAUAUAUAAAUUUUGUCCUGAGGAAUCUUCAUUAUCUUCUGAAAACUAUACAGAUAAAAAUAUGUUUAUUGAAGAAGACUAUCAACUAAACAUUGGAGAACCAGAAACUGUUAUUAUAGAUUAUAUGUCUAAAGUUGCAGAAAAUAGUGAAAAUAAAAUCGAUGAUAAGAAAUCAGAGAUAAUUGCAGAUUUAUUAAUACAAAUAAAUGUAAUUAACGUUUUGCAACAACGUAUUGAAAUUCUAAAAAAAUAUCUAAUAGAUGUCAAAACAGGAAUUGUUUCUGGUGAUCCAAAUCUUUUACGUCAAAUAGCAUCUUUAUGCAGUCAUUUUCCAAUUACUCAAAAUGGCGAUUUUCAAGAGCUUCAAACAGAAUAUAAUUCUGCUCUUCUUAUAAAUCAUCUCUCAUUAAUAACAAAAUCUUUUAGUAUUAUGAAGGAUUUAUUCUAUAAACAUAAAAUUAUACGAAAUAAUACUAAUAAAUUUAAAGAAUAA